Messenger RNA from Orbilia oligospora ATCC 24927, 1278 nucleotides. RefSeq lists its product as uncharacterized. The coding region runs from base 1 to 1278 and encodes 425 amino acids. The record is from RefSeq and is a predicted model, not a curated record. The transcript has a single exon. Lineage: Eukaryota; Fungi; Ascomycota; Orbiliomycetes; Orbiliales; Orbiliaceae.
AUGGCUAAGUCGAGCUCGAUCUUCCGUCUGUUCGACCUUCCCCCGGAAAUUCGAGACACGAUCUAUUUCCACCUUGCUGAUAUCAGCCGAGAACCUCUGAAACCCGACUUUAAGACUCAAUUGCUAUUUCCAGCGCCAUCCGUCAGCUUUAACUACACGUACCGGCCACCAAGCGGACUAGUCACCUCCCACGUGGCAUUAUCCAUAUACUACCCCACCACCCCGCCGAAGUACUCACUACUUCCGGUCCUCCAAAGUUGCCGAAAACUCAGGUCCGAACUCCAAAGAUACAUAAAGGUUUUGCAAAGAAAACCAGGUGGAGGGUCAAACCCGCUGGGUUACACACUUGACUUGGAAUCAUAUCAUUCGGAGAUCUUCCUCAAAUGGGCGAGAAUCCAAGUACCCCCGGAGCCGCCAUACAAUAUCAUCCCGGAGUUUCGGAUAAACUACAAUGUUAUGAAUUUAAGGCGAAAAUACGAUAACGGUCUCCGAUUCCACAGCGAUGGGAGGUUGUGGGAUGAAGGAGUUGCGUUGUUUAACGUCUUAAACGACUUUUUCCACCAUGGACCACAGGGGUUUUAUAUCCCAUCUAUAAAUGACGGAGAUGAUGGUGGAAAAUGCCGUGAAAUGGUUAUUGAGAAGCUGGUGCUUAAUGUCAAGCUGGUACGGUCACCAGAGUUGAUCAGACUCUAUGAGAUGGUUAAAAAAGGUGCAGUCGAAGCCGGACCUGAUAGUCUAUCGGAAGCUGCUUUGCAUAAAUUUAGCAUGGAAAUAAAGGAUUUGGAAUGCAGGAUUCUGAAAGGGUUUGCGGAGUGGAUGUCGAAAUUCUUAGAUGUUGGACAUCUCGACGGGAGGGUCGGCAAGGUUCAAGUCCUUUGGGACGGGGCUGAUGAGUGGGAUAUACCGCUUGAUCUAGUAGCAGAGGACCAGGAAAAUAUGACUCCAGUCCGCAGGAUGAAAGCUAGAUUCGACUUAACAGGGACUGAAAAAAGAGAGAGAAUAGCGGAACCAGAAGGAUGGGAGAAGUGUGUAUGGGGCAGGAAGGGGAAUUUCCAGGUCCGUCAACAUGGACCAUUGUGGACCGAUCGCUGGGUCGAAUCGGAUGGGGUUUGGGUUCCUCCAGCCGAAGUCCCACGAGACCCAGUUCCAGUUCUAGUCCAGCAUGCAAGUGCUAACACACCGGAUCAGGGACUUGACUUGCUCCUGCGGCUUCAGGAUGAGGUUGAGGAAGCGCUGGAGCACUACGAGGGCCGUGAGGAUAAUCCUACUGCGGAGUAA